AUGGAGAACUUCUCCCUCCUCAGCAUCUCCGGUCCUCGAAUCUCAUCCUCUGCCCUGGGCCCUUUUCCUGAUCUUAUGCCCUCACUUGCCACCAAGCUGCCAGAAUUGGGGGAUACCCAGAGUGGGGAACAGCUGCGGCGGAACUGUACUGUCUACCGGCCCUGGUUCUCCCCUUACAGCUACUUCGUAUGCAGGGACAAAGAGAGCCACCUGGAGGCCGACGGCUUCCCAGACGUGGAGCGAGACGAAGGUAGAGGGGACAGCUGUUUUUCUGAGGACAUAUCUGAGAGUGUGUGUUCAUCUUCUUCCUCCCAAGAGAACACACACCCCCAGGAGGUCAACAAGACACCCAGGUCUGGCUUGGACUCCAUCACAUCCCAGGACAUUCUAAUGGCCUCCAAGUGGCAGCUGACCCAGCAGAAUGGCUACAAGUGUGCGGCCUGCUGCCGCAUGUACCCCACGCUGCACUCCCUCAAGAGCCACGUCAAGGGGGGCUUCAAGGAGGGUUUCAGCUGCAAGGUAUACUACCGCAAGCUCAAAACCCUCUGGGGCAAGGAGCAGAAGGCCCGGCUGGGAGACAGACUCUCCCUCGGCAUCUGCCAAGCCUUCAAGUAA
Jaculus jaculus (lesser Egyptian jerboa) is the source of this 615-nucleotide messenger RNA. It is a transcript of the gene Spata46, whose product is annotated as spermatogenesis associated 46. The record is from RefSeq and is a predicted model, not a curated record. The coding region runs from base 1 to 615 and encodes 204 amino acids. Gene Ontology annotation, cellular component: nuclear membrane. The transcript is spliced from 2 exons. Gene Ontology annotation, biological process: fertilization. Lineage: Eukaryota; Metazoa; Chordata; Mammalia; Rodentia; Dipodidae.